This is a messenger RNA of Wasmannia auropunctata (little fire ant), 1442 nucleotides long. RefSeq names its product fas-associated death domain protein (gene Fadd). Lineage: Eukaryota; Metazoa; Arthropoda; Insecta; Hymenoptera; Formicidae. The transcript has 5 exons. The record is from RefSeq and is a predicted model, not a curated record. Gene Ontology annotation, molecular function: protein binding. The coding region runs from base 450 to 1244 and encodes 264 amino acids. Gene Ontology annotation, biological process: signal transduction.
UGACUUCACGAACGUGGCACCACAGAACGAGCGUUGGAGGAACGCACUUGUCAUCAUCUCAUCAUAUCCGGAUUUCCCAUAUCUUUUGUAUUUCACCCUGGGAUUUUAAAGAAAAAGAAAUUUUUUACAAUAAUUCGAGUAUCAAACAUGUUCGCACUUUCGAGUUUACACGGUCUCAAGUUUAAUGAUUACGGUUUUUUAUAUAUGUACAUACACGAUUAUAUUACGAAUAAUUACAUAUUUGGUUAAAGAAUAAUGUGGAUCUGAAGAUAAUAUUUUGUGAAUAAAAAUUAAGUACUGCAAACUACAUGUGAACAGUGAAUCUGAUAACUUUGACUACGUAAAAUAAAACAGUCUAGUAUAACUUUUAAAGACGACGCAUUGUGAAGCAAAGUGUAAAAUAUAAAUCUGACUUGAAAAAUCGAGUUUUUUUUUGUUGGAAGAACGAGAUGCUCGAGAAGUACAACUUGCUUCGUCAGGACUUCCUCAGUAUAGCUGAGCCUUUCAUUGACAGUGAUAUCUUAGAUCAGCUGAAACGCAAUUACGCAUAUGAAAUUGAGUCAAUACGUAAAUUGAGCCAGGUAAAGGACCUCAAAACAUUUAUAAGAUUAUUGGAGAAACGGGAUAUUAUGAGCUGCAGCAAUAUAGAGCCAUUAUGGUAUAUAUCAAAGAAGUAUAUUCACAAGCCUGACUUAGAAACCAAGUUGCAAGAUUAUGAAAGAUGGCUGGAAACUGUACCACCAUCAUCUUUAUGUAACAAGUAUCGAAGUGAUGAAACUUUGGUAUCAUCAUCAGCAUCAGCAUCAGCAUCUACAAGCUCAGAAUGCUCAGCAUGCAAUUCCAUGCAUAAUUUAUCUCAGUCGUCAAUAGAAAACUCAACUGAAUUAUUCAGUAAUAGUAUACAAACAUUACAUUGUAAUCCUGAGCAAGAGGAGCAAUACAAACUUUAUAAAAGAAGAAAAUUAUUACAAGAGACAGUGGUGCUUCAAAUCAAGGAUAGGCUGGGUCGAUCUUGGCGAGAUGUAGCUAGACAUUUAGGUAUUAGAGAAUGUGAAAUUGAUGCUGUACAAAGUAAAUAUCCUUAUGAUUUGAAGGAGCAAAGUUAUGAGAUUCUGAAGAUUUAUCUGUCACAAUCUGACACAGAACAAUGGGCCAUAAAUUUAAUACGUGCCUUAGAAAAAGGAAGACGGAGAGAUCUUAAGGAACUUGUAGAGGAAUUAAUAUUGAAAAAUGGAAAUUUAUGAUGUAAAUUCAAGAUCUUUUUACGUAAAUCAUAUUUAUAUUAUUCUUUUGAAUUUGUGCCCUAAUUAUUUGUCCUAUUUAUCAAUUAAAUGUGAUAUAAUUUAACAAUGUAAAAAUUCGAUAAAUGUAGAUAUAGAGUAGGUAAUUUAAUGUACGGAAGUUGUAGGUGAUAUAAAUAAAAAGAUACGGAUGCCACAGUA